AUGCGCGACGACCAGGACGUCUCGACGCCCCCGCCUAAGAGGAGACGAGGCCUCGUUUCUCCCGGCCCCGAGCGACGCGACGAGUCUGCCGAAUUUUCCGCCACCGAUGAAACGCCGCGGGCUUCACUCUCGCAGCGGGUCGCGCCCGUCUCCCUAGAUCGGGCGCGGGAUUCGACGGCGACGUCGUCCGUUUCCUCGCGGAACUCGCAGUCGACGUCGCAGCACUCGCGCGCGUCAUCGCCGCGGAAAAAGCUGACGGGUUUAGCUUUGAGGGAUGAUGGUGUGGAGAUGUUGACGGAGAUGGAUAUGGUCGCCAAUGCGGUGGGCGUGAUUUCGGAGGGUAGAAAGCUUGUCGGGUUUGAUGAAUGUUCCACGGCGGGAAUUAUCAAGGAAUACGUCCCGUGCUCGGCAUCUGGAAAGAAGGUCGACUUCUGCAUCUACGUGGACCCGUCCUACUCCACCGCCCCCGAAUCCUCGCGCCAGAUUAGUACGCUACGGCGAAGCUUACCGCUGCACUCUAUUAACAUUACGGACCUAGAGGCCGUCAACAAGACGCCCAUCGCGGUGAGCAUCGAAACGAAGCGCGCCAAUGCCGCCCUGGAUCAGGCCGAGUUGCAAAUUGGGGUCUGGCAGGCGGCACAGUGGAAUAUGCUAGAGGCCUUGGUCACUCAGCGCGUGGCGAGGAGUGUCACCGCUUCGGGUGCGCAGGGAGUCGGGGGUGUCGAGCACAAGGUGGCGGAGGCCCUCGAACGCCUUCCAUUUUUGCCAGCGCUGAUAGUCCACGGCCAUGAAUGGAAGCUUGCGGCGACAACUCGGGAAGGAAAGAAAACGGUUCGUAUCCCUAAAGCUCUUUGCUAA
Parascedosporium putredinis is the source of this 858-nucleotide messenger RNA. The record is from the annotation of a GenBank genome assembly. Lineage: Eukaryota; Fungi; Ascomycota; Sordariomycetes; Microascales; Microascaceae.